Messenger RNA from Zea mays, 2081 nucleotides. Its product is annotated as ribonuclease III domain protein 1. Gene Ontology annotation, biological process: RNA processing; regulation of gene expression. The record is from RefSeq and is marked provisional. Gene Ontology annotation, molecular function: ribonuclease III activity; double-stranded RNA binding. Gene Ontology annotation, cellular component: nucleus. NCBI's taxonomy places the organism in Eukaryota, Viridiplantae, Streptophyta, Magnoliopsida, Poales, Poaceae.
CAUAAUUCUCGUCUGCUUAUCCGCUCCCUUCUCUCCCUCAACUUCAGCAAGUUCCCCGCAAAACCGCAGCCGGAGGUCGCCGGUCGCCACCACCAAUGGGGCCACCCGCCAUGGCGUUCCAAGCCCUCACCCUCACGCCACUCCCCUUCUCACUCCACAGCUCGAGCCGCCGCGUCCGCGUGCUUGCCGUUGCGGCCGACCAGACUCCUCCGCCCGCCCCCCCUUCGGAGCCGGCGAACAGCCCUAGCCGCCUCCUUCGCGAGCUCGCGCAGCGGAAGAAGGCCGUAUCCCCUAAGAAGAAGCAUCCGCCGCGUCGCUUCAUCCUGAAGCCACCUCUCGAUGACGAGCGCCUUACCCGGCGGUUCCUCAGCAGCCCGCAGCUGUCGCUCAAGGCGCUCCCGCUGCUCUCUUCCUGCCUCCCCUCCGCGCCGCUCUCCACCGCCGACAGGACCUGGAUGGACGAGUACCUCCUCGAGGCCAAGCAGGCGCUCGGGUACCCGCUCGCGCCCUCGGAGACGCUCGGCGAAGGCGAUGACUGCCCCGCGCGUCAUUUCGAUGUGCUGUUCUACCUCGCGUUCCAGCAUCUGGACCCCUCUAGCGAGCGCACGCGGAUGCGGCACGUACGGAACGGCCACUCCAGGCUCUGGUUCCUGGGUCAGUACGUUCUGGAGCUCGCGUUCUGCGAGUUCUUCUUGCAGAGGUACCCCAGGGAGUCACCUGGGCCGAUGAGGGAGCGGGUGUUCGCUCUAAUUGGGAAGAAAGUGUUGCCCCGAUGGCUCAAGGCGGCCAGCCUGCACAAUUUGGUCUUCCCCUAUGAUGAUUUGGAUAAGAUGAUACGAAAGGACCGGGAGCCACCGUCCAAGGCUGUAUUCUGGGCAAUAUUUGGAGCUAUAUAUUUGUGCUUUGGAAUGCCUGAAGUCUAUCGUGUCCUUUUUGAGGCAUUUGGGAUGGAUCCAGAUGAUGAGAGCUGUCAGCCAAAAUUGCGUCGUCAACUAGAGGAUGUUGAUUAUGUUUCAGUGGAGUUCGAAAAGAGGCAGCUCACUUGGCAGGAUGUUGCUGCCUACAGGCCGCCACCGGAUGCUCUUUUUGCUCAUCCUAGGCUUUUCCGAGCUUGUGUGCCACCAGGCAUGCAUCGGUUCAGAGGAAAUAUUUGGGAUUUUGACAGUAGACCCAAGGUCAUGACUACCCUAGGAUAUCCCUUGCCCAUGAAUGACAGAAUUCCAGAAAUCACAGAAGCAAGGAAUAUAGAGCUUGGACUUGGUCUUCAGCUGUGUUUUUUGCACCCAUCAAAACAUAAGUUUGAGCAUCCAAGAUUUUGUUAUGAGCGGCUUGAAUACGUCGGCCAGAAAAUUCAGGAUCUAGUAAUGGCAGAGAGGCUACUCAUGAAACACCUCGAUGCACCAGGCAGGUGGCUGGCGGAGAAGCAUCGGAGGACGUUGAUGAACAAGUAUUGUGGACGGUACCUGCGGGACAAGCACCUGCAGCACUACAUUAUCUACGGGGAGACAGUGCAAGACAGAUUCGAACACAAUCGACGUCUAAGGAAUCCUUCAACGACCUCUGUCCAGCAAGCGCUACAUGGGCUUGCAUACUGUGUGUAUGGCAAACCUGACGUGCGGCGUUUGAUGUUCGAGGUGUUUGACUUCGAACAGGUCCAGCCUAAAGCAGUCUGAGGAUCUUCUCCAUUGGUACCGAUGCUAGAGUUGCUGAAUGCUGACCAACAAGACCCCAAUGGCAGUGGUACAAAUGCUGUAGAUUCUUGAAGUCGUCCAUUCGACAGGAGAUCUUUCGAUUCUGAAGCCUGAAGCCCUGAACCCUGAGCUGGGACAGCUGAUUAGCCACUGGGUCCUGUCUCUCCUGAAACCGUCACUGUUCCAACCUUCUUGUCCGUCGGAAAUGGUAGACUAGUGAUGAUGUGGAUCGGAGGCUGCUGUUGUUUGAACUUACAAUUUUGAUAAUUCGUUGUAAAUUCCUGUUUGGGCAGAAACGCAAAUAGCAGCAGCAUGGCAGAUUCAUUUCCUAUCAGAAUUGUAGUCCGUAAUCGAGAAGCAGUAAGAUGAAUAAUAUAAAGAUAUUCAUUC